CCUAAGACAAGUUCAGCCCUACAGUAAAUGUGUGUCGGUCAGAUUACAUUGAAGGUACAGUAUAUUUCCUCCUAAGGUCUCUAACCACUUAGUAAAUAUUUGUCAGAUGAAUUAAUGAAAUGAAAACCUUUAUAGAGGAAACCUGAAGAUGUUGGUAGAGUGAGUCUAUGGAGACAAAGGCUCUUCAGGUCAUUGUUGCUGUCAACAGACCCUGUGAAAAUGUCUUUCGUAGGCGACCCUUCCUUGCAUCAUUUCCAAGGCCUCUGGGGUACACAGGGAAACCACAUACAGCUUUGGGACAUUUUUUUAACUACUAGCAAAAGCAGCCCAUCAGAGUACUCAUUUUAAAGAUGCAUAUUUAAAGACAAGGAGGGAAGAAAGAAUUCUUAAAUGCAAAUGGCUUUUACACUUUCCUACUUAUGUGUUUUGUUCAGCAGACUAGUGUCUUCCCACACCCUUCUGCUGUGUGUGCGGCCAUUUUCUCCGAAUUAAAGGAAGAGAAAUAUUGGCACCUAUCAGUUAAAAAGCCCCAGGGAUCCACAUACCAUCCGGGCCAGCUAGAAUGAGGUGUUUAUCAGGGCACGAACCCCUGGCUUCUGGGAACCCCCCCCUCUGACCUCUGUGCUUUCUUCCUAAAGUCCUCAGGCCAGGGCUUAAAAGGAAAUAGAACAAAAUUAAGUCCACCACUGGGUGAUUUAGCCUUUGGUGGAUACUGACGAUUGGUGAUGUGCUGGCGUUAAUCAGGCAGCGUGGCCAGCACACGCCAAACACAGCCCAGAGUGGCUCUGGAACCUGCACCAGCCUGCGGUUGGGCCCGGUGUGCGGUUUGGGCAACAUCUUGAAAACAAGCUCAUCCAUAAAGUCAAAGGCUUUUAAAGUGAUUUUUAAGUAGAAUAAACAUUGAGAACAAUUAAAAGGAAUGAACAAGGAGCUAGAUUAAGAUUGACACCCCCCACCCUGCCCAAAUACCCAGUGAUAAGGAAGCCAGCCAAACAGUGUAAGUGUGUUAAGGCAGAGUGGGAAUGCAACGCGGCCAUUAAAGGUGAAAAAUACGUUAGUUUUUUUUGGAUACAUGAAAUAUGCAUCUUUACUAAUGUUGAACCCCGAAGUGGACUAUUUGCAACCAUUUCAAAAUGCAGGUAUAAUCAUUAACAAAUGGCAGAACCGAUUUUCAUAAUGUUGACUAAUGUUUUCAUCAUAUUGACUAAAUCCCUAAUUUUUAAAAACGGACUCUCGUGGCAGUCAUGUGCAAUCUUGUGAAUAUUCCCUUUUGAGGACUUGAUUUCAGAGUGAUCCUGUCACUCUGACUAAACCGACAAGGAAGUGCCAUCCCUGGAUGGCAAGGACCAGGGACUUUAGGGACAAAGGAGAGCCAAAGAGCAGCAGGGCCAGCUUGAGGCCAGAGUGUCUGAAGCCUGAUGCUUUCUGAUGUUGGCUCUUCUCUGAGGAGGGUCCCCUGCCCUGGUGACCACACCCCAGCCCAGUCUCCUGAGCCUCACCCUCUUCAUUCACCCAGCCAUGUGACUCUGAGAUGAAAUUGGGGACAAGUAGAACAAGAGAGGAGAGUUAUGUUUUAAAUUUGGAAAUUGCUCAAGAAAAAUCAGGCUGUCUUGAUUGGCACAUGCAAAUGUACGCAACUGUUAAUUUUCUUGCUGAAAUUCCCAUUUCCUUUAUCCACACAAAAUCUCUGAAAAAUCUUCUUGAUGAUUCUUUUGUUCCCUUUCUGCCCCCACCCCCAGUAAUUAAAACGUGAAAUAGUAGUGAUGUCUUCUGGCCAACCUGAGGACCUGGGGGUGACAUCAAGCCCAGGCCACUGCUCUUGGCCCCAGGUGGCAUGCUGGGGCCGACAGCAGGGACGGGCUGCUGACGUAACUGUCUUCAUUUCUAAUGCUGGUAGUAACCAACAGCGUUUAGUUUUGCUUUGACAACUCCUCCUACAGCCAAAACUAUUGUUAUGGCCCACAUGCCAUUGCUAUUUAUCCUAAAUAAGGAAAAACAAAGGCUAUUCUGGGCGUAGAGCAGGGCUUGUGGCCGGCUUUAUUUGCAAUAUUACCAUGGCACGCUGCCCUUCUCACUAUGGCCGCACUGUGAUUUUUCUGAAAACUGCUGCCUUCUCUUAAGUCUUUUCACACAGCCCCCGGGCAUCAGAAUGCACUGGAGGUGUUCUACGCACACAUGAAAAACUGCCUAGCCCUCAGGGGAAACCCAGACUGUGCUUGCACAAAAUGAACCAGGAAAAAGUGCCCUCCUGAGAGCUGUCUCUGCUUUGCCAUUUGGAUUCUUCUCUCUAAUUUCUGAACCUUGUAAACUAAAACCGCCUAGUAGUAAGAGUCCUGACUUUACAGCACCCCUGUAGGUAUAUUUUCGCCACCAUGCAUUGAGAAAUAGGGGCGGGGGGAGAGAAAGGGCAGAGCCGACAGGAAAGUGAGAGUGGGGGGGGAAGCUGAGUGUUUCCUGCUGUGCUUAUGACUUUGACAGUUGCCAGUGCCCAGCUUAGCUGCAAGAGCUAUGUGAACUGCUCCCAUCAGUUAGAGAGAGACUUUGGGGAUUGGAGGGCCCCGAGGACAGCCUGCAGCCUGGCUCCUGGUAUGAGAGACGCUGUGGGCACUUCAAGCCAGGAUGUGCUCUUGAAGCUGGAUCCACAGCAGAGAAGCCUAAGUGGCUAAGCAUCCCUGUCUGUUUGCACACGCUGCCUCGCGGAGCUGGAGUUUGCCCAGAUCAUCAUUAUCGUCGUGGUGGUCACGGUGAUGGUCGUGGUCAUCGUCUGCCUGCUAAAUCACUACAAAGUCUCCACACGGUCCUUCAUCAACCGCCCGAAUCAGAGCAGAAGGCAGGAGGACGGGCUACAGCCGGAAGGGCGCCUGUGGCCUUCAGGCAGCUCCGGGCCUCGGCCAGGGGCCUCAGAGAUCAUGUAUGCCCCGAGGUCCAGGGACAGGUUUACCGCCCCAUCCUUUAUCCAGAGGGACCGGUUCAGCCGUUUCCAGCCCACCUACCCCUACGUGCAGCACGAGAUCGACCUUCCUCCCACCAUCUCCCUGUCUGACGGGGAGGAGCCGCCUCCUUACCAGGGGCCCUGCGCCCUGCAGCUCAGGGACCCUGAACAGCAGAGGGAACUCAACCGAGAAUCUGUGCGGGCCCCGCCCAACCGAACCAUAUUCGACAGCGAUUUGAUAGACAUUUCCGUGUGCAGUGGGGGCCCAUGUCCGCCGAGCAGCAACUCGGGCAUAAGUGCCAGCACCCGCAGCAGUAACGGGAGGAUGGAGGGGCCGCCCCCGACGUACAGCGAGGUGAUGGGCCACUACCCGGGCGCCUCCUUCUUCCAUCACCAGCACAGCAGCGCGCACCGGGCGAGCAGACUGCCGUUUCAGCAGGACAGCUCGGGGGGCACAGUGCUGCCCCUCCAGGGCAAAGACAGGAAGCCCGGCAACCUCGUCUGACCCGCCCACGUGCACAGGAGGAGGAAGACGCCGAGCCGGGAGGAGGGCCGCGCCGCCUCCGCACCUCCGGCACGGUGGUGGUCCGUCUCACCUGCUACAACGAAGUAAAACCAAAUGUGCAAACGUGGUCUUUGUUUCUGAUUCCUUUCAGGGGAAUUGCAUGCAGACUAGACUGAAAUAAUACAAACUUCCAUCCGGUCUGACCGCGAACAGUGUUUAUCUGGGGACAGGCGUCAGGACGGGGUGGGGGUGGGGGCUGGUUUUGGCAAAGGGCGGGCUUGGGAACACAGAGAAAGGGAUGCUUGGAAGAGAUCAUGAAAUAAAACCCACAGAGGUAUUUGAUUUAUUUAAUUAUGAAAGGAGACUUUUCAGAGAAAGAGGCCAGAAUGGCCGGUUUUAUAACUAAUUGAUAAAGAAGGAUGCAUUAUUAUAUAUUAUCAUGGGGAAGUAUCGGCCAGUUUGCUUUUUCUCCCAAGGUGUGGAACUUUUAUUUUGUUUUAAAAACAUGAUUCAAAAUUCCUGUUUUGUGUGCCAAGGUAUAAAGUGAAGAAGUUAGAUGAAUGCAAGGAGUUAAUUUGUGUUGUGAUGAUGUGUUUUUAAAAAGUUGCACUAUCUAAAUGUUUAUAUAUGAGGGGACUGUUCCAUGUGAAGUUCUGUAUGUUGUCUUCUCACCUGUGGAUUAUUAUUAGGCUCGAGGAAUACCUGGAGUGUUCCCCAUAAUCACGCGAGAAAAGAUGUUUGGGGAUGUAGCCUCACAUACACCAACUUACCUAAAUCUGGAAGCCAUUCCUGUUGCAGGAGUUUGCUUCACAUAGCAGUGCGCCACUGAAGUAUUUGGAGACUUUGGAUGGAAGAUAGGAAAUACUAAAUCCCAGCAUUUCUGACUUGUUGAGUUACUCUGCUAGUCUUAGGCUGCAUAUUUGAUUAACUUUGACCCCAACACAUGCAUUUAUGUACCCGGUAUCAUGCAGUGCUGCCCAUCCUCCCGCGGUGCAGUUUCUUCAGUAAUUUAGAGGUUUUUUUUCCACUGUAGCAUGAAAUAUACUCAGAUACAUACAUUAUUUUAUGCAAUAAAUUGUUUAAAAUGCAAGGUGGUUAUUUUUAAUACUGUUGAACUAUGUGACUUCUCAGUGUAUUCCCCGUUUUCUCUCUCCUUUUAUAGCUAGGUAGUUCAGUUCAGGCCUGGAUGGCUGGUCAGGGCUCUGGAGGCUCUCCGCCGUGGCCCCCGAGGCGGCCUACCUGGCCACGGUGUGCAAGGCUUCUUCAUGCACAGGAGGCCCCUGGAGCGGAUGAGAGCACGCCGAAGUGCCCCGCACCGGAACAAGCCCUUGCACGUCACUGCCCAUGGCGCUGCGCUCUUGGAGGGAUGCGGUGCUCAGAGCCCACCCCAGCUCCGGGGGGAGUGUCCUUGGCUCCCCAGACGGUUACCCAACAGUGCAGGGCAGGGAGCGACUGGAAGCGCACAGGAUAAAAAGCACAACACGUAGUUCAAUGCAACUAGAAGGCCAAUUUUAAAUAUUGCUAGUCUUCGCUUUACUACUCCUGAUAUUUCCGAGCAUUUGCUCUUCUGUAGAAUAGAUAACUUCCUCAUGUGGAAGCCAGCAUCUGGCCCGUGUGACAGCCGUAGCCUGUGGGUUUGGCCGGCACCAGGCCUCGGGAGGGCUUGUCCCCUUUGGUCUCUGCAUGUAAAACAGUGAAUUUGGAAUGAUGGCUCAGUGACUCUGAUCUCUGCAGUUUUCCUGCUGAAUCGGCACACGUGUGUUCCUGUCUGUCUGUGGGUCUCUGGGGUGGUUUCUCAGGGAGGUGACUUGGUGCUGUGGGCUCAGAGCUGGAGAAUGUCCUGUCCACUGCUCCUUUCUGCUACUUCUCUUGGUCAGGAGGUGGCUGGGUUUUGUUUUGUUUGGAGGCUCAGAAUCUCCAUUGCACUCAUCCGUUUCACACAGUAACCUCCACAGAACUAGUCACUCUUCAGAGAGAGAGAGAAAAGGUGGGGCAGAAGCUGCCACUCAGGCCUCAGAGCCUGUUUGGAGGCUUGUGUUCCGGGGGCUGCCUUGGGGAUUCCAAGACCGGGCAGAUCCCUGGGAGCCCAGACUCAGACCCAGAGACUGCCUCUCCCGUGCCCCAGGCCCUCCCACAGCUCCGCUCGCUGCCUGGGUCACAGGCCUGCGCUUAAGCAAGCUGGGCAUCCCCUUGGCAUGAAGCCUCACGUGGCCCCGCAGGGGAAUGUUAGCACCUGACCCAGUCAGGACCCCCCACGGGUGGGGGCUCAGGGUGGGCUAGGUGUCCUGUCAGAUGCAAAAGGAGAAGGUUAGUCAUCAUUCCAAACCUCACCUGCAAUUUUGGUAAAGUGGUGAACCCGCCUUAUAUAGCUCUUGCUCAAAACGGUUUCACAGUCCUUUUCCUACCUGCUACCAGAAUGAGCUACGGUCGGAAACUGGUAAAUUCCCUAGUCACUUGGCAAGUUCAUGAAUGUUUUGCAGAUGUCCACAAUAAUUGGCAAAGCAAUUAUUUAAUUCAAAUAACUUUAAUCGUCCUUCAAAGGAGUUCCUCCCAUUCGGCCACCCUAGAGAAUUGCCCUUGGAGUUAAAUAGUUAUUUCAAGACACAGACCUAUCAAACCAUGACUUGAUGGUCUUUGAGGCUGGACCUCUGCGAUGAAUUAGUUUGAAAGCUAAGGUCAUGAAUUGAAUUAAUAGUCAAUUCCCUUCGACAUGGGGAAAAGGUGAUUUAGAUCCGUGGCUUCCUGGAAGGUGUGGCUGCCCUGUUCACACCACAUUACUGGCCGGGUGAGGGACAAGAGGUGAUGUGAGGAGGCAGCUUGUACGGGGGCCCAAUGUUCAAGAAGCCCACGUGCUUAGGAGACCCUAGGGUCUGGCUUGGGAACCUGUGAUGUAGGCAAUCCGUGGUAGGUUUAUUAUUUCAGUAGAGAGUUAGGAUAAAGGAUUGCAUUGUUCAAAGGAGCAGUGGGUGGGAACUGGUGCUCCCGGGCAUCCGGCUGACAUCCCCGGACUUCCAGAAGUAGGAAACCCAAGGCAUGUUGAAUCCCGUUUCUAGGAACAUAGUCUUCAGGGGUGUAUUUGCUUUUUCAGGAGGUCUGUGUUCUUCAGUUGCCAAAGCAGUCCUUAGUACAAAUGAGAUUUUGCUAAACAAACUGUAUAAUUAAGUAAACAUUGCUCCAUUCUUUGUGUCCCUGACCAAAAGUUAGUGUUAAGGAGUUUGACAAGCAUGCCUUCUGUCCUUUCCCGCCGCAUAGGCACAUGGACACACAGCCCACAAGAAAUUUCAAGAUAGCUGAAGAGAGUAUUUAAAACUUGCAAAGACUUGUCCUGAAGAGGACUUCACGUGUAUCUGCUGAUUUUAGCUCAAACUCUUUGGGGAGGACAGGGGCUGGGAGGCCUUCAGAAACACUGGCGUAGGAAUGUCGUGCACAGAUGAGCACGCCUCGGGCUUCUGAACAUCUUCAUUUGAUCUUCUUCACCUUUAGUCUACUUUCGUAAGAAUGAGAAGGGCUCAAAUGGCACGCACUGCUAGAAAGCUGCACUGACCUGGAAGAAUCCGGUCAAAUCACAGCCUUCCCUCAGAAGCAGAGUUGCCCCCCUUGACAGGGCCCUCCUGCACCAUCUGUCCAGUUGCUUUUCUGACUAGGGGGUGCCUGUAGAAGGGUCCUGAUGGGAUCCUCUGGGGCAGGGCUGGGGGCCUCCCCCAGCCCUGUGCUCCCUGCCUGCAGCCUCCAUCUGGUGUUGGCUGUGCCGGGGCUCCUGCGUGAGGUUCGCUAUGUAAAGCGGCACCGUUAACUGCAUGUUGUCUCAUAUGCCGUUCAUUUCUCUUCAGAUUUCCAAAGCUCAGCAGUGUGCAAAGGGGGUGGGGGGGAGGGAAAUUGGGAAGGACACUUGGUUUUUAACUUUGCGGUUUUGUCUGUGGCUAAAACAAGACAUAUGCCCACGCUUGGCACCAAGCCUUUGUAUGGUGACACGCCCCCCCAAGGCCGCCUCCCCUCUCUGCCAGGGCCCCCAAUCCUAGCUGAAGGGUCCGACACAGGCUCCGUUCUGCUGACGCUCACCCAGAUUACUUGGCCUUUGUGAACCUAAAUGAAAUGACAUGAUUGGGUGACGGGCUGGCGGGUCUCCCCUCCUCAGUGGGAGCCACACGGUAUCCACCAGUGCCCACCAAAGUCACAGAUGAAGAAACCGCUUUGGCCCCAGACCACAAAAGCUAGUCUCAGCAGCUUUGCAGCUCCCUUGACUGGCACCAGCUGCCAAGGCCAGCCAGGGGACCUUGCAAAAUACUCCUGCCUCGCCAUACCCUGCAUUCUUCAGGACCCAAGAUUUCAGCCGAGGUUAUUUUACCACCCAAAGUACUGUGUCUUUUGCAUAGCUCGAGUUUGUGAUUCACUGCCAGGCUUAGACGGUUGUUUGCGGCGGCGGCUUUCCAGGCCAUCAGGACACUGGGGUGUGUGAGUCAGAAUGCCUUGCCAAGAAAGCGCGGCCUUCCUCUGAUCCUCUUUCCUUCCUCGGCCUGUGCUUGUUUGUGUGCAGUGUGGUGGGGGUGCCAACGCCCUACCCGCAUGUUGCGUCGCCCGUGGCGUUCCAAAGAGCUCUGCAUGCCGGGGGCUCCUGCUGACUUCAGCAGGCCCAGGAACUGAGCCCCCCACCACCACACUCUGCCCCCACCUUUGUUGUGCCUCACUUACAAUGGUGCUUUUUCAGUUGUCUGUCUUCUCUUAUGUUUUUAUUUGUAAGGUGCUGUAUAUAACUUGAAUAUAUUAUGCACAUAUCCUACCCAAUGGGUAGAACAAAAGAUUGUUAAUACUGUAAUAUAAUGUAUAGAUACUGAUUUUAACAGAAAUGGCAUAGAAUUUGUGAAUGCCUAUGUGCUUUGUCCUCUUUUGUAAGGAAAUUUGCAAAUGGAUGCAUACAGAUAAAAGUCUAUGUAGUUUAUUUUCCUAUUAAAUAUCAAUAUUAUAACACAAGGGAAAGAAGUCUGAACAAGCAAGCCACUGUUUAUGACCAGCAUAUGUAUAGCAAUUGAGAGUUGCAUCUUUGCUGUGAAAACCCUUUAUUAAAAAAAAUAAUUUAAAAAGAAUCCCACAGCUUUUUGGUUGCCACUAGAUGCUUCUCAUUUUCAUCUCUUUAGUAAGGCUCAGUUGGACCAGUGAUAGAGUCAGAAAAAAAAAAAAGUUUUUUUCACCUUUGCUUUAUGAAAAGAUAUCUCAUGUUGUAGAAUAGUGGAGAUGUCAGGCCCCAGGGAGAAGCACGUACUUUCUUAAAAUUGCAGAAAUUAUGUCCAAGUUCAGUAAAUUGGCCAGCAGCAGAGGACUUUGUUCCGUACAGAGGCGUUGGCAGCCGUCUGUGUCCCUAGUCUCUCUGUGCCUUUUUCUUUGACAAACUGAAGCUGUGGAGCCAAUGAACGAAUGCGUGUGUAGGGCAAGAGUAUCUCAGGAAAAACAAAUCCACUUAGGAGAAGAC
This is a messenger RNA of Mirounga angustirostris (Northern elephant seal), 8901 nucleotides long. It is a transcript of the gene LDLRAD4, whose product is annotated as low density lipoprotein receptor class A domain containing 4. Bases 2748 to 3437 code for a protein of 229 amino acids. NCBI's taxonomy places the organism in Eukaryota, Metazoa, Chordata, Mammalia, Carnivora, Phocidae. The transcript is spliced from 4 exons. The record is from RefSeq and is a predicted model, not a curated record. Gene Ontology annotation, biological process: negative regulation of transforming growth factor beta receptor signaling pathway. Gene Ontology annotation, cellular component: Golgi membrane; early endosome membrane. Gene Ontology annotation, molecular function: R-SMAD binding.